CUUGUGACCCACAGGCGGACAUGUCACCUCAUGAUGGACAUCGGUGCGGCCCUAGGCGGGCAGACUUCGACUGGUGCAAAAGCCCCUCUUGGUCGGCUCCCAACAAACUGGAGACGGGUUUCGACCGUAGGGCCCUGCACGUCGGCGACUGGGAUGGCAACGGUAAAGCCGACAUCAUUGGUGUCAACAGACGGACCGGUGCCCUCACUGUGUGGUUCAGCAAUUGGGAUGGCACCAACUUCAACUGGGACAAGCAAGUUUUGGCAAACACCGACAAGUGUAACCAGGGGUUGGGUCGUGGAUACUUCGACCAUGGCGCUUAUUUUGCCGACAUUACGAAUAACGGCCGAGUCGACUAUCUGUGCAUGGAACCGGAUGGCCGCACUACCGCUUGGCUGAACAGCGCAAGUGGCCUCGAGAAUGUUGGACAAGUCAAAUUCACCGAGGACCUGGACCGAGCAAACUUUCGUUUCGCUGAUGUCAACGGUGAUGGAAAAGCUGACCUCCUGUGGACCGACAAGUUCACCGGAGACGGCAAGGUAUGGUACAACGACGGCCGAAGACCGGAAAGUGAGCGAUCCGAGAUGAAGGGAAGCAUCUUUCACUGGACGAAAGUGGACACUGCCGUAUACCAGGGCUCUUCGCGCGGCCCAAACAUGCAGUUCCCAAGUCUUGGUGACCAAGGACGUGCAGAUAAGGUUGAAGUGAACCCCACAACCGCUCAUGUAAGCUUUCACCCUUGAUCUGGCUUUUGAUGGGCGGGCAAUCUUCUGACUCUUCCUAAGGCCUGGAUCUGGUUCAACAUAUGCCCUUCCGGAGGUGACGAUGUGCCCGAGGGCGAGCCAGUUCCCGAUCCCGGUCUGCCUGACUACGUUCCAAUCGAGAUCCUACCACCAGAGGCUCACCCCGAUGAUGAAGAUGAACACUUUUUCUGUAGCAAGAACGGUGCAUCUUGGACUCCUCAACUGUGGAAUGACAAGAAAGUUGGAUCUUGGUUGACCUCCAG
Colletotrichum phormii is the source of this 1006-nucleotide messenger RNA. RefSeq lists its product as uncharacterized. The coding region runs from base 21 to 743 and encodes 240 amino acids. The record is from RefSeq and is a predicted model, not a curated record. Lineage: Eukaryota; Fungi; Ascomycota; Sordariomycetes; Glomerellales; Glomerellaceae. The transcript has 3 exons.